UUAUAGAUGCUUUGCUUUCCUUGGUUAUUUUUGGAAUCUUUAAAUUCGGAUGUAAUUUGUUACUUUUUGUAAGUAUCUUUUUUCAAAAAAACAUUUGUUUUUAAUAAUUACUUAUUCAUUACUGAUUAAAGUGUAGAUAAAUAUAAUAUACUAAGUAUAAAUAAUUAUAACAUGGUGCUAUACUCUAAAUAAAAUGUCUGCUGAAAAUUGCUUGGUAAAAGCAAUAUAUUCAUUUAAAGGAAAGAAUAAUGACGAACUAUGUUUCAAGAAAGGAGAUAUAAUCACUGUAACACAAAGGGAGGAAGGUGGAUGGUGGGAAGGUACUCUCGGUGAGACCACAGGAUGGUUUCCCAGCAAUUAUGUGACUGACUACAAAGAUACUUCUGGUUCUGUCACAACAUCACCAAUACGAGCUGCUUCCGAGAUUCAAGCAUUCAGAAAUGUGGUGCUCAAAGAUAUCAUUGACUCUGAAAAAGCUCAUGUGGCAGAAAUGCAAGGGCUUGUCAGUAACUUUCUGCAGCCUUUAGAAAAAAGUAAUAUACUUACGAGAGAUGAGUUUAAGCAGUUAACAGGCAACAUCAAUGAAGUACUCCAGAUUCAUGAACAAUUCCUAGCCUUAUUAGAAGAAUGUGCAACAAAAACUGGCCCAGACCAGAGAGUGGGUGGUCUAUUUUUGCAAUGGGCACCUAAAAUUAAAUCAGUACACCAAACAUAUUGUGCUGGUCAUCCUAAAGCUGUUUGCAUACUUGAUAAAUAUAAAGAAGAACUAAAUACAUGGAUGGAGAAUGCAGGUGCUGUCUGUCCAGGAGUGCUAGUAUUAACUGCUGGUCUAUCAAAGCCAUUCCGGCGACUUGGUAAAUACCCUGCUAUGUUACAAGAAUUGGCGCGACACGUGCACGAAGCGCACCCAGAUAGAGGUGACACACAUCGGGCAUCUGUCGUUUAUAAAGAUAUUGCUAGUGCUUGUUCAGCUUUGCGUCGCCAGAAAGAACUAGAGUUGCAAGUGAUAACGGGCGAAGUUCGAGGUUGGCCUGGUGGCGAAUUAUCGGCUCUUGGUGACGUGCUUCACAUGGGAAGUGUGGCCGUUGGCCCUUCACAUCAAGAUCGUUACCUUGUUCUUUUCCCUUCAUCUUUAUUAUUAUUGUCAGUAAGCAAAAGAGUUUCUGCUUUUGUUUAUGAGGGUUGUCUUCCCCUGACGGGUAUAACAGUUUGCAAGCUAGAAGAUACUGAUACUAGAAAGAAUGCAUUCGAAAUAAGUUCACCCAUGAUAGACACCAUAGUUGCUGUGUGUCAAACAAAAGCUGAGGCAGACAAUUGGGUCAGUUUGCUUCAGAAACACUCGAACACUAGUAGUCCUUCUCAUGAUCCUGGACAGCCACAGUCAUUGCCACAUAUGGCCAUGAGCGACAGUAAUAACUCAGAUAUAUCGUCCGGUCUAACCAGUCACAAAAGAUCACACUCAUUCAACAAUCAUCAAAGCUAUACUCAACAUACGCAACAAACACACAAAAACAAGCAAAAGAACCAGUCGGCGCGCUGGCUAUUAAAUUCCUGCGACUCCCUUGAUCAAUCGCCUGCCAAAACAAAUAAAAGUCCUAUCGGGAAGAAAUUCUCAUCUGUUGAUUUCAUCGAUAGCUCUGGCUCGAACUACAGCAAUAAAGUUCUUGUAGGGUGGAGCAUAACAUGUUUGCGGCCUGCGCCACCGCUUAGACCGCAAUCAUUUACGGUCGGCUCGGACGAAAAUAUCGGUCCGACCCACCCUUACGCACCCCACCAGCGGAAGUCAAACUCUUACGAGGAAGACGCACUGAUCCUGAAGGUUAUCGAAGCGUACUGUACUUCCGCGCGGUGCAGGAACGCUGUCAGUUCCGUGGACUGCGGCCACUUUUCUCUCGAGUGCGACGAUGAGUACCCGGUGUCGAUAGAGGCACUAGUACGGUCACCGUCUCUGCCCGCCCACUCCGGUAAUCACGCUGCGCCGAACUUGUGGACAGUAGUCAUGCGCUUGCAGAACGACGUGAAAAACCUUAAACUAGAUGUAAGGAAUUUGCAGCUACAACUGACCGAGGAGAGACAGGAACGGAAUCUUGCCAUAGCCGCGAUACAAUCGAAAAAUAUAUUCAAGGACGCAAAAGAAAGUAAAUGUUGAUGCGUCAACAUUACUGUUUAGAUAGUAAUCGUUGUUAGCAUAGACAGUAUUCAUAUCUGUGUCGGAUAAUAAUUGUUAAUUACUGAAUAUAGCCUCCUCAGACUGCCAUAAUUGAACCCCAUCCUACACAUUUGAAAUCCGAGUGUACCCUACAGUGUUUACUUACUUAUUAGGGUAUAAGCUAGCGAUAUCCUAAAUGUAAAUGAGUAUCCCUAUUGUAAACUCUAAUCCCAGUUGAUUGUCGAAUGAUCUAUUGUUAAUAUAGCUUGCCGCUUUUUAGGACAAGAUUAUAAUAUUUCUGAGUAAACGUAAUAUUUAAUCUAUUCGUACAUGUAAUUUUAUUUCUAUGAAUUUAAAUUUAAAUUGCUUAGAUAUUGUUUUGUACGACCUAUAAUAUUUGAUUUAUAAUGUAGAAAUUUGUAUUUUUCAUUAAUAAAAUGUAAAUAUCACUAUAAUUAUUUAUUAAUUGCUCUUUAAGGAGUCUUGCAAGAAAGUGUAAGUCUGUUCUAUGUUAUUCUAAAAUAUGAAACAAUGUUAGAAACAUCCCAAUAAACCAUCUGAGUACGUAUCCAUGUAAUUAAACUGCAGUAUCAGGCCCCGAGCUGUUCGUAAAGGGAAUUCGUACUAAAACGGAGUAAUAUAUAACUAAAACUAUUCUAAACUAUGUCGGGUUGUGACGUGCGGUUCGGUUCACUGGGUGCUCACUGGGGUGGACGGCUACACCACGUAGGUGUAAGCCAAAGAACAAAACAAUGCAUGCAGUCUAGAUAAAAACAACCGUUUUGCUCUUUAAACGUCAAUUCCCUUUUGGUUCAGCGAUAGCUCGUAAUAGAUCAGUGUAUUGCCAUUCACGACAUUAAUAAUUAAUGCAAGUCGAGGGUUCUAAAUACUGACUAGAGGUUUGCCUAUUUAAUAUUCAAUGAGCAAGUUUAUCCAGCGUAUUUGGAACUUGACAUAACUCGCGUCCUUGUCUGUCUGGUUAAAGACAAUAUAUGCGUUAAUUUAAAAUAUUAGCAAUCCGUGUAUUAUACUUAUAUUUUAUUCAAAUUCAUGUGGCUAAUUAGCGUGAUUGACUCAUAAAGAUCCUGAUAUCUGUGAAUUAUAUUUGUAAAUAUUAAAUAGCUUUAAAUAUUCUUACCUUUAUCGCUACUGCUAACAAAAAAUAUUUAUUAUGCAGCGUACGUAUAUCCAUAUGACUCAUGAUUGACAAUGUAAGUUUGUUUCAUUUAUUUUAGUAAUUAUAUUUAUGUAGUCGGUUUUUGUCUCUAUUUGUUUAUAUUAUACUUGAUUCAUAUGUAUAUUUAGAUAUUCAUAUAAAGAUUUAGAGGCAUCUAUACAAUAUACAGUAGGUACAAAAUCUAUACUCAUAAAUUUAUAAAGUAACUCUCUUUGCAAUAUGAGAUAGUAUACAACUUAUUACAUAGAUACGGUCACAACAUUCUAAGUAAAUUACAUUCGUAAGUAAUGGAUAGGUAAGUGUUCCCAAGACGAACAAAUUCGAUCCAAUUAUGUCUCUACAUUGCUUGCGCCCUGGUUGAUAAAAUGUUGGAAUGUUUUCAUUUCUUUCAUAGCUAUCUACGGGAAAAUUUGGAAUGAGCGUCACCUUGUCGUCGGUACCGACAACAAACGUUAGCGUUUUAAUUUAAUUUUCAAUUUACUGACGGCGUCCUAACGUACAAUUUCGUAUCUCUACUUGUAGGUAUACCGUACUAAAACGAGUAUAAAAGUUUCCCCUCUUUUUAUCUUUCACAGACGAAGUUAUUAAGUCCUCAAAUAGGACUUGUUGCCUUUCGAAAUUAAAACUUCAUCUUAAUUGAGAGUAGAGGGAGAUAGCUAUUUAUUAUGGAAGAGAGCCUAAUCCCUGGGUCGGCCACUACGACAAGUCAUUAAUAUUUAAUUAAUAAAAUUUGCCGAUGACGUUUAUUUGUACUGAUUUAAUUAAUAACCAACCAGUAACAAAUGAAUCUACUUUCAAUGUAAUAAUAAUUCAGAAUAAUUUCGUUUAACAAUGUACGAAAUGUAAACGAUUAUAUAAAACGCCCUUAUACAAAGGGUUCAAAGUUUAUUAUUUGAUUACUGCGUAUAUAUAAUAUAAUAAAUAGCACUUAUGAAAUAUUCAGUGUAGGUAUUUUGGAUAAUAUAAAAAAAUAACGUUUUGAGUGUUUAUAUAAAAUAACAAUUUAUUAUUUAUAAACUAUACAGUCAAUGGAUUUUCAUAAUAAACAUUCAGACAAGUAUACGUAUGUCAAUUCCUUGUCAUUAUUAUUAAUUACACUUUGGUUAAAAUUUUAUCUAGACUUUUUACAAUUGGUACUACAUAGUAUAAUCUAAAGUAAAUACACAAUAAUACCUAUGUAU
Messenger RNA from Achroia grisella, 4507 nucleotides. RefSeq names its product rho guanine nucleotide exchange factor 6 (gene RtGEF). Lineage: Eukaryota; Metazoa; Arthropoda; Insecta; Lepidoptera; Pyralidae. The record is from RefSeq and is a predicted model, not a curated record. The coding region runs from base 194 to 2149 and encodes 651 amino acids. The transcript has 11 exons. Gene Ontology annotation, molecular function: protein binding; guanyl-nucleotide exchange factor activity.